GUUUAUUUUUUUUAUAUUUUUACUCAUAAAAUUUCUAAUGCUCUAUAUUUCUAUUUCCGUUAUAUAUUACAGUUCCAUGUAUAUAUUCUCUUCGUUUCUCUCAAACCAAACAGAAAAAAGAAAACCCUAAACUUCCCUCAGCAGAUUCUCUGAAACCAAACGGUCCAAUUUUCGCAGUUGAAAUUGGCUCGAAAGUCCUUGGAAACCCUGAAUAGUUAUCUGGGUCUUGUUAAAAUGACGUCGUAUUUGGAGCAGGAAAUGGAUCAAGAUGACGAUGGAGGAGGAACCUCCGAUCUCAGCACCAGCGCCGGAGAACCAGAAGACAAUCCCACCUCCAUCACUUCCACCGAGAACAAGAACACCAACAACAGCAAUAAUGGAGUCUCUAGGCCAGCGAAUUUCGAUGAUUCCAUAGCUUUCCAAACCAUACCUUUGAAAGAAGAACCCUUCGAUUCAGAAUCACCGUCGGAAGACGACCAGAAAACCCAGCCGCUGCCACCGGCAUCUUCAGCCUCCAUCGGAAUGGUUCCGGUGGCUAUGCAGAUGCAGAUGCCAAUGCCAAUUCCGAUGCCCAUGCCUGUCUCUACCGCCGCCGCCGCCGCACGACGAUCCUCCACCAAAGACCGCCACACCAAAGUCGAAGGACGAGGCCGUAGGAUCCGAAUACCCGCUACGUGUGCGGCCCGAAUCUUCCAGCUGACGCGGGAAUUGGGUCACAAAUCCGACGGAGAAACCGUCCGGUGGCUUCUCGAACACUCCGAGCAAGCCAUCAUUGAAGCCACCGGCACGGGUACCGUACCGGCUAUCGCCGUUUCCGUCGGUGGAAGUCUGAAAAUACCCACCACGUCCAACACCACCGACCACAACGCCAACGAAAGGACAACCAAAAAGCGCAAACGACCGUCGAACAGCGAAUUCGUAGACGUAAGCGAAACAAUCUCUCAGUCCUCAGGUCUAGCUCCGGUCGGACCGGCCACACCCGCGGCGGUCCCGCAAGGACUCGUUCCUGUCUGGGCCGUUGGUAACGCCGGCAUGAUGGUUCCGGCAAACGCUAUCUGGAUGAUACCACAGCCGACGGCAGGGACCGGAGUGGUACCGGGACAUGGAAAUGCCAACCAGCAACCUCAGAUAUGGGCCUUGUCGCCGGCGGCAGUGACGCCGGUGUAUAAUAUGGUGGCGAGGCCAAUAUCUUCGUUCGUGGCUAAUCAACCGGCUGCGGGGACGGCGGGAGUGGAGGUUCGGACGACGACGUGUUCGACGUCAUCGGCUGUUGUUUGUAACAGUGGGUUGUCGAACUCGGCAGCGAGUACGAGCACGGUUGGGACGAAGGCGGCGAAGAAAGCUUCGACUAUGGCGCUGAGUUUAAGUUCUAGUGGCAGUGGUAAAGCUCAGAUGCUUAGGGAUUUUUCAUUGGAGAUUUACGAUAAGCAGGAAUUGCAGUUCAUGGGUAGGCCUGGAAAUCAUCAUCAAACUCAGUCUUCCAAGCAUUGAACAUGAACGAAUGAAAUCCUCCAUAGCAAUAGAAACAAAGAAAGAGAGGAAGAAGCAGUGGGUUAGUGUUUCAAAUUGAGUGCUAUCCACUUCCAAUUCAAAUCAAAUGGGAAAAAAAAAAAAAAAAUUUUAACAAUAAUGAUAAUAAUAAACAAAUUAAAUUUUAAAA
Messenger RNA from Ziziphus jujuba (common jujube), 1660 nucleotides. RefSeq names its product transcription factor TCP9. The record is from RefSeq and is a predicted model, not a curated record. Gene Ontology annotation, cellular component: nucleus. The coding region runs from base 235 to 1491 and encodes 418 amino acids. Gene Ontology annotation, molecular function: DNA-binding transcription factor activity; sequence-specific DNA binding. The transcript has a single exon. Lineage: Eukaryota; Viridiplantae; Streptophyta; Magnoliopsida; Rosales; Rhamnaceae.